AUGUCCACCGACCAGAAAUCGGAGUCGAGCCAUCUCGAGGUGGUGGACCAGCAGCCCCGUCAACCAGAAAGUGAAACACUGGGGUUCUACGACCCAGCUAGCCAGCAUGGCCGUUCGACCUGGCAAGCACUCCGGGCGAAUCCUAUUGUGGUCCUCUUCUGCCUGUAUGGCAAUAUUGGGGCUUUGAUGUACGGCUUCGAUAAUCUAGUCCUGUCGCUGGCUCUGUCAAUGACUGCAUUUGAACAGACAUUUGGUACCCUCACAAACGGUUCUUACGUGAUCCCCGCAUAUUGGCAGUCCCUGUGGAACGCCCUGUCCCAAGUCGCCACGAUGCUCGGAUCAACAGCCGCGGGUCCCAUCCAGGAUAGGUUUGGACGUCGAGCAGCCUUCCUCGUGGCAGCAUGUCUGUCUGCCGCCGGUAUUGCAGUCGUGUACACGGCUUCGACUCCGGGCGCGUUCCUUGCCGGAAAGAUCGUCAAUGGCUUGUCGUUGGGUCUCGCUCUGACCACGGGGCAGACGUAUAUUUCGGAGAUCACCUCGCUUGAGGUGCGAGUGGUGUUGACAAUCACUUCGCAGAACCUUGGUUAUCUCAUCGCCGCAUCUGUGGCUCUUCCGCGCAUGUCAAUGUCCAGCGAUGCAGCAUACAAGGUAUGGAUAAAACCAUCUGCUUCAAAUUACCCUCAGAAACUGACAAUCCAGGUCCUCUUCGCCUCCGGCUGGGUCUGGCCCGGAGUCAUUCUCCUCUUCCUCCCAUUCAUGCCCGAAUCCCCGUACUUCCUAGUCAUGAAAGGCCAGCGCGAAAAAGCUGGCCGCAUGCUAUCCCGACUGGGCAACCGUGCCUCCGAGACGCCGCUCAUUCUCGCAGACAUCGUCCGCACACACGAGGAAGAGCAACAGCGCAACGAAGCAGCCAAGGAAGCCAGCUUCCUGGAAUGCUUCAAGGGAGUUAAUUGGCGACGCACGCGGAUCAUCCUCUACUGCAAUGCGUUAUCGCAGGUCAUCGGGUCCAGCUUCAUGACCAAUGGGCCGUACUUCCUCGUGCAGGCGGGCAUGUCCUCUGCCAAGACGGGGAUGAUGACGGAGAUUGGCAUUGCAUUUGGGAUUGCCAGUUCGCUAGUCACAGGAUAUGUGAUGACAGUUUGUGGGAGACGGGCGCUGGUCAUGUUCGGCAUUGGGCUCUCGACGAUGCUGUUCACGGUCAUGGGGAUAGCGGGGUGUUUCCCACAUUCGAGUCCGGCGUUAUGGGUGGUCGGCAUCUUCCUCGAGCUCUCCUGGUGGGUCUACGGCCCCGCCAUCGGCCCAGCCAUGGCCAUUGCAGGUGAAGUUUCAUCGGUACGACUACGUGCUAAGUCACUGGCCAUCGGGUUUACGUUCAACUAUUUCUUCUCGACGGUAUGGAACGUGGUGAUGCCGUAUCUGUAUAACAGUGACGAGGCGGAUCUGGGGGGUUUGAUCGGGUGGAUCUUUGCGGGCAUGGGGGCUGUCACGCUGUUGAUUCUGUUCUUUGAACUUCCUGAGACCAAGGGGAGGAGCUUUGAGGAGCUGGAUGAGAUGUUUGCAGCGGGGGUGCCGACGAGGCAGUUUCAGCGGUAUCAAUGCGAGGUGGGGCAGGGGUAUGGGGGGAAGGUGGUGCAUGAUGGCGAGGAUUAG
Molecule: messenger RNA, 1650 nt
Organism: Aspergillus niger
Lineage: Eukaryota; Fungi; Ascomycota; Eurotiomycetes; Eurotiales; Aspergillaceae
Exons: 4
Coding region: 1-1650 (549 amino acids)
Biological process (GO): carbohydrate transport; transmembrane transport
Cellular component (GO): membrane
Molecular function (GO): carbohydrate:proton symporter activity
Source: RefSeq, a predicted model, not a curated record